Molecule: messenger RNA, 2392 nt
Organism: Scatophagus argus
Lineage: Eukaryota; Metazoa; Chordata; Actinopteri; Scatophagidae
Gene: ptpdc1b
Product: protein tyrosine phosphatase domain containing 1b
Exons: 9
Coding region: 359-2392 (677 amino acids)
Biological process (GO): protein dephosphorylation; cilium assembly
Molecular function (GO): protein tyrosine/serine/threonine phosphatase activity
Source: RefSeq, a predicted model, not a curated record
UAUUUCUUUCCUUUUAAACAACCACAGAGUCAAUUAUUUUGCACAUGGGUUCUGAAGAAUGAUACGAAAUUUUGUACUGUGCUGUACUACUGAGGCACAACAGCUAAGAAGAGCAAUAUGGAUUAUGUCUGCUUGAUAUUUUACUGAAUGUGAUUUAUGAUGUUGAUCUUUGAUCCAAAUGUACAUUUGUCAGUAGUUCUAUCUAACUUGCCUUGUCCAGAUUGGUGAUAAUAGGCUUCUGUAUUUCAGUUUUAAUGUUAGACCUACAGGAUCAACUGAUAUUGGGUGAUAUGAUAAUGUCUACAGUAUAGUGUAAUAAGUUACAUAUGGGUGUGUGUGUGUGUGUGCAGGCUCUGCUAUGACUGUGGAUGUCAGCCUAAUUGCUAUGGCACUCCAUACAAAGACAAGGGGUGGAGCUCUGAUGGAAUACAUCAGAGCCCCCAGGGCAAAGUACACUAUAGUAGGAGAAGCAAUACGUUAUGUGAUACCUGGACAUAUGCAAUGCUCAAUCGGAUGUGGAGGUCAAGCCUGCAAGUACGACAACCCAAGUUACUGGAGGGAUGACCAACAGGCCAUAAAAGGCCUCUACUCCUCCUGGGUUACUGAUCAUCUUCUCGCUAUGUCCAGACCCUCAACAGAAAUCAUUGAGAAGUUCAACAUCAUUGAUCAGUUCAGAGGGCAUGGUAUUAAAACAGUGAUCAACCUACAGAUACCUGGUGAACAUGCUAGCUGUGGAAACCCUCUGGAACCAGAGAGCGGCUUUUCAUACCGCCCAGAGGUUUUCAUGGAAAACAACAUUUAUUUCUACAAUUUCGGCUGGAGUGACUAUGGAGUGACCAGCCUCACAACUGUUCUGGACAUGAUGAAGGUCAUGGCCUUUGCACUGCAGGAGGGAAAGAUAGCAGUCCAUUGUCACGCUGGUCUUGGCAGAACAGGUGUGCUGUUAGCAUGCUUUUUGGCCUAUGCCACCAGGAUGACUGCUAACCAGGCUAUUUUAUAUGUACGUGCUAAACGCCCCAAUUCCAUCCAGACCCGAGGUCAGCUGCGUUGUGUCAGAGAGUUUGUUCAGUUCCUUGCCCCUUUGAGGAGCGUGUUUUCCUGUGCUGAGCCUCGAUUUAACCCAGUCACCCUGUCCCAGUACCUGAACCGUCAGAGAAACAUUCUGCAUGGCUAUGAGAGGAAGGAGCUGAGGCACCUACCAAAGAUUGUCCAACUAGUGUCAAAGCUGCUGUUGGACAUUGCAGAGAAUCGACAGGUGAUUGAGGAGGACAUUCUGGAGGCCCCUGAUAUUCAUGACAUUGAAAUGACUCUCAGCAUCAUUGAGCAGAUGGGCAACGAGUUUUUUGCAAAAGAGCCCCGCUUACCAGGUACACCCACCUUACCGAGACAUUUCAACGAGCCACCCAUCUUCUACCAUCGCAAAAGUCUGAGCUACAGUGAAUCCGACCUGAGACGACUGGGCUCACAGCUCAACCUCCUCACACAACCUCUCAGCUCAUUGUCAAAGAGUAAUGUUGAAAUGUCCAUUGCCCCAUCCGAGUUCGCUUUGCCUGCAGCCCAUUGUCGCCGUUUCAAUAGCGACACGUCUGAGAUCUCACACAGCUCAACAGGUUCACUCUGGCAAAUCAAGAAUGAAGAAAACCAGAAAGAUGGAUGCAUUCUGUUGAAGAAAGUGAAGCGGGAAACCAUCCAACGUAGUGAGUCAGUGGGAAACAGUGAACCUACCAAAAAGGGUAGUAUGUUAUCAAGAUGGAAGGCAGAGCAGAGGAAAGAGAUGGCAAUGAAUGGGAUAAGCUCUCAAGUUUGCAAAGAGGAGCAAUCAGAGAAGUCAGAGGUGCCCUUUAUCACCCUGCAGUCAGAGUUGUCCCUGGAUGCCAGGAGGUUGCUAGUGGCACAGGCCUUAGCCGUGGACCUUUUUUUUGAUGGGCAAGAGGAGCACAAAAACAAAGUCUUGGCCUGGCAGGCAGAACUGAACCAAGGCGGUGGCUGGGAAAGGCUGUGUAUGGAGAGGGACCCCUUCAUCCUCACUGGGCUCAUGUGGGCGUGGCUGGAGCAGCUUAAAGAGCCGGUCAUCUCCAUCCAGGAAGCCAAAGGCCUCAACCCUGACAACACCGAUGCUCAAACUGUCCUCAACACACUUGACCAGGCCCCUAAAGAAACAUUAAUGUGCAUACUAGAUUGUAUGGCUCAUAUGCUGAGUAUACCAGAAGAGGUUGAAAAUGCAUUCCUGAUUCGCACUAUCAAGGCCUUCACCUGGAUGGACAGCAAGUCAGAGGAUGGAAGCAAAGUGCAUGAGACCAUGACCUCGGUCUUACGGUGUGUCCUUGAAGACAUGAGACGCAUGAUCAUCGAAGCAGAUGAGACGCCUAUGUCUCCUUUUUCUGUAACAUAA